Salmo salar (Atlantic salmon) is the source of this 2436-nucleotide messenger RNA. RefSeq names its product arginase-2, mitochondrial. NCBI's taxonomy places the organism in Eukaryota, Metazoa, Chordata, Actinopteri, Salmoniformes, Salmonidae. The record is from RefSeq and is a predicted model, not a curated record. Gene Ontology annotation, cellular component: cytoplasm; mitochondrion. Gene Ontology annotation, molecular function: manganese ion binding; arginase activity.
UGAGCGUCAACAUCAUAAGAGAGGGGGGGAUCUUACAGAAGAGCGUUUGAAUCGCAGCCUUUUUUUGUGUGUGUCGUUAAACUGUUGUUAUCAAUUAUUUUUUGAAGUAAACGGAUAAAUUAAUAAAUAGGAUUUUAAAAUGGCUUUGAGAGGGCCACUGUGUCGUCUUCUACGGACACAACUCAACAAUACCUGUCAGAGCAGAGUUCAUUCUGUGGCUGUUAUAGGAGGCCCAUUCUCAAAAGGACAGAAAAGGAGAGGGGUGGAACAUGGACCCAAAGCCAUCAGAGAUGCCGGUCUGAUCGAGAGACUUUCACAUCUGGAUUACCCAGUGCAUGACUUUGGAGACCUGAGCUUCCAGCAUCUGGAAAAGGACGAGCCUUACAUGCACAUCCCUUUCCCUCGUACUGUGGGCAGAGCUAACAAACUGCUGUCAGAGGCCGUCAGCAACGCUGUGGGAGCCGGAAACACUACCAUCAUGCUUGGAGGAGACCACAGCCUGGCCAUUGGUUCAGUGGAAGGCCACGCCAAGAAGUGUCCUGACCUGUGUCUGAUCUGGGUCGAUGCCCACGCCGACAUAAACACGCCCUUCACCUCUCCCUCGGGCAACCUCCACGGACAGCCGGUGGCCUUCAUGCUCAAAGAGCUGCAGAACAAGAUGCCAGAGCUCCCAGGCUUCUCCUGGGUGAAGCCCUUCCUGUCGGCUAAAGACCUGGUCUACAUUGGCCUGAGAGACGUAGACCCGGGAGAGUACGACAUCCUGAAGGACUUGGGUGUCCAGUACUUCACAAUGAGAGACAUCGACAGGCUUGGUAUCCAGAGAGUUAUGGAAGUCACUUUCGACCACCUCUUGUCAAGGAAGCAGCGGCCGAUUCAUCUGAGUUUUGACAUUGAUGCGAUGGACCCGUCUUUGGCCCCGGCCACAGGGACACCAGUAAACGGAGGUCUAACCUACAGAGAAGGAAUCUGGAUCACAGAGGAGAUCCACAACACAGGGUUGUUGUCAGUGAUGGACCUUGUUGAGGUCAACCCAGACCUGGGGGCGAGUCGUGAGGCGGUGGAGAGCACAGCUUCCAUGGCGGUGGACGUCAUCGCAUCCGCCCUAGGACAGACCCGUGAGGGAGGUCCCAUCACUCAGGAUUCGCAAACGCUUAAAGAGGACACGGAACAGCUCCGUCUCUAGAACACACAGCUUCUAGAACACAGCUUCUAGAAGACUAAGAACUUUCAACAUAUGACCACUCGGCAUUCCUGAAUUCUAAAAAACUUUACAUACACACACACUGAUGCAGUAGUUGGAAAGGGUUUUGUUACAUCUUCUGUGUGUAUGGUGCUGUAUGGCAACCUGUUCAACAGUCAGUCAAACUUCAAUCAUGACUAAACUUAUAAUAACUAAUAAGCCCAGUUAAAGGCUUAUAUGCCUUAUUUACUAAGAUGACUUGGAAAAAGUUAGCCUGGGCCCAGAUCUUUGCUAUCAUGUCAUCUGUUUGGCAGGACAAGGAAUCGCACAAAAUAGUCACACAAACAGACUGGUACCCAGGCUAUAGGAUGCUAAUUGAUGUGAUCAGCUGGUCUCCCUGAACCUUGGAAGGACAGCCUCCAUAGCUCCACUAUGGAAAUGUUGACUGUAUAUGACUGUGAUCAGCGGUAUGCCAUAGACAUAAUUAGAAAAACUCAGCAUUGCUGAUGACUUGACGCUGCAGCUCUGUAAUGGGGUUGUAAUGAAACCGGACACGACGACAAGCAUGAAACUGCCUCAAAACUACGUUUUAGGUGCAGACUAUUAUUAUUAUUAUUAUUAUUAUUAUUAUUAUUUUACUAAUGUGUACACUGUUUGGUUUAGACAUACCUCAGCUAAAUACGAAGUGGCUGUGCCAGUCGAGUUGUCGUAGGGAUGCUGUGCCAGUCGAGUUGUCGUGGGGAUGCUGUGCCAGUCGAGUUGUCGUAGGGAUGCUGUACCAGUCGAGUUGUCGUGGGGAUGCUGUGCCAGUCGAGUUGUCGUGGGGAUGCUGUGCCAGUCGAGUUGUCGUGGGGAUGCUGUGCCAGUCGAGUUGUUGUAGGGAUGCUGUGCCAGUCGAGUUGUCGUAGGGAUGCUGUACCAGUCGAGUUGUCGUAGGGAUGCUUUUGCACUUUUGGACCAGAUGUGGUUUUGACACAUUUUAUUAGAAGUAUGUUUUGUAGUUUUACAUUGAAUAAUCACAAUUAUAAAUCCAUGUUUAUGUAUUUACUGUCUGGUUUUUACAUUUGUCAGUAUUAAAUGACUAGGUAAAGUUUUUCUCCAGUAAAUUUCUAUAAGUUAAAAGUAGUGUAAGUAAGGGAUAUGGUAAAUGCUGAUAAGAGUGAAAUAAUAUUAUUUGAUUUACUAAAUGUAAAAAAAACAUGCCUUUUGAUGUGACCACUGAAUCUGUCUUUUAAAUAAAGUAAUUUAGUCUUCCA